Molecule: messenger RNA, 1008 nt
Organism: Trypanosoma grayi
Lineage: Eukaryota; Euglenozoa; Kinetoplastea; Trypanosomatida; Trypanosomatidae
Exons: 1
Coding region: 1-1008 (335 amino acids)
Cellular component (GO): nucleus
Molecular function (GO): protein binding
Source: RefSeq, a predicted model, not a curated record
AUGAUGUUGUGGGCGCAGCAGCGACUUGUGCUUCGCGCUUCAGUCGUGUGCGGCGGUCGCCCUGCUGCUCUCCGUCGCAUGUGUGCCCCCUCCACGUACGCGCGGCCGAUGGUGGUGUCAUCCGUGACAACAGGCGCGCGCUACUUCGCGCGUGUCUCACCCAUUCAAGGCACGAUCGAGGCCCCGGAGGGUGGCUUCGUGACGGAAGACAUUAAGAUCGAUAUGAACGCAAACAUUGGAGGCGCAUACGCGCGCGGCGUGUUUGCGCGUCGCGAGAUUGGCUACGGGCGCGAGAUCAUGAACGUCCCCGCCUACGUCAUGUACAUUGGUGAGGACAGCAAUCAACCGCUCCGUGAGCAGGUGCUCAUCCUCACCAAGGAGGUGUUCACGAGGCUCGUGCUCGGCACGCCUGAGGAGAAGCGGUACAUCAUGCACCGCGUCGUCACGCUCAUGUCGGGUGGCUUCUCGUACUUUACGCGUGAGCGGGACGUGUUUGAGUUUGCGGAGGAGGUGCGGGCCCCUGGCCCGGAGGGGGCACUCAAGAACGGUGCCAACUUCCUGCUCAGCGGCGAGUUCUCCACGUACGACCUGCAGAAGCUUCCGCUCAUCAUUGAAUUCAACCGCUACGACGUGGAGUACAAUGGGCGACGGGGCAUCUGCCUCUUCCCGGAGGCGCAGUACUUCAACCACCAGUGUGAGCCCAAUGUGGAAGUGACGAUCACGUACAAUAGAGUGAAGUCGAAUUUUUACUUGAGCGCGCGCACGGUGCGCCCAGUACGUGAGGGCGAGGAGUUAUUCGUGAACUACAUGCCAGGAAAUACGCUGCCAGUGUCGCGACUGGCGCUAGCGAUGAAGAAGCGGUGGGGAUUUGAGUGCACGUGCGUCAAGUGCAAGAGCCGUGGCAUUGGCGCCGUGACGGUGCUGUUUGUCGUGGUGAUGCUUCCCAUGACGGCGUACCUGCGCUCAAUCAACGUGCGCCGCACACAGGAGAAGCAACGAGGCCUGUGA